Molecule: messenger RNA, 3558 nt
Organism: Closterium sp. Naga37s-1
Lineage: Eukaryota; Viridiplantae; Streptophyta; Zygnematophyceae; Desmidiales; Closteriaceae
Source: the annotation of a GenBank genome assembly
AUGGAUGACACCAACAGAGAUAAGUCACCGCUUAAGGUGGUCCGCUGGGGCGAGUCAUCGCAUUCAGGCUCUAAUACUCAGGUGGGACUACAGACGAAACCGCGUAAGGGAAGAAAAAAGUCAUCUAGUGGUAGUCUUACGACUUUUGAGUUACCAGUUACCAGCUGUGGCGAAUCAGCUGUGGAUCUCGCCGAUGCGUUCGCAGUUCAUCCACCUCCCGCGCUUCCACCGCAACAGCAGCACAAGGCAGAGCAGCAGCAGGUUCAGUCUAGGGAAGCCGGACGGCACACGCGUAGCGAGGUACCGUUGCGUGAUCCGGAGAAUCAGGGCGCGAAAACGACUCGUUCUCCACCCAAUAGCGGGGAAUUUGCGGUCGUUGGUGCGCUCACAGAGGGGCAGGCGGAUGAUUCGGGGCAAACUGGCGGCAGCGGCGCAGGAAAACGCGGGAAAAAAGGGCGGAAGAAGAGCCAGAGCGCCGCGUCGCUUCAGCCUUACGAGGCCGCACAGCUGGAUGGUUACAUGCAGCCAGGCGGUUACAUGCAUCCUGGCAGUUUCUCGCAACUUCAGGGAGGUUACUUACAAAACGGUUACAACGUGCAGCUGCAGCAGCCGUCGGCAACGCAGAAGACCCAAGACGAGUGGACGCUUCUAGCAGACGGAGAGGAAACGGCCGAGCCUGGUUACCAGCCGGCUGUUCCCUUCGCUAGUUCGCAAUCCGUAACUGCCGGUCCGCACACGUCAAAGCCUCUGAACCAUGGGGUAUCUCAGAACGCGCGGCAGCAGAGGGCGUUGGCGGAAAGCGUAGGGGAGUCAUGUGAUGGUGAGCGGGAGAGAAACGAUAGGAACCUUCCGACAGAGAGGCUUCCGAUUCAGGCGCCGCCAGGGGAGCUCGUGAUGCUUCCGCGGAGCAAAUCGGAAGCGGGUAGGGGCGGGGUUGCGCUUAGGAGGGGGAGAGCCCGCGCGGGAGCAGCCGCGGUUGGGUCCGUGGGCUCUGAGGCGGAACUCGCGCAGGGGGUUGUGCGGCGGGCGUCGCUGGGGGAACUGGAGGCAGAGGAGGGGAGUGAUCGGAUGGGCGUGGUCGCACAGAGGGCGCGUGCGACGGGUGCGAAGGCACGGAGGCGACAGCCGAGCGAGGAUAGCACCAGCAGCACCAGUGGCAGCAGGGGUAGCAGCGGAAGUUCGGUGGGAGGUAGGAGCAUGAUACACUCUCACCCGCAGCAGCAGCCGCAACAGGAGGAGCAGCCGCAGGAACAGCAGACGAAAACGAAGCAGCAGAAGCAGCACAGGAGAAAGAAGUCAGGGGGGGAUGUGACCGCUGCUGCUGCUGCCGCUGCUGCUGCUGCUGGCGCACAGGUCGGGUUGCCUGCAGGAGGGGAAGGCAGUGCGGGUGGGGGCUAUGGAGAGUAUGUUAAUGGAUGCCAUUUGGGGUUCGGUCAUUCAGGAGGAAAUGGUGCUGGGGGGAUUGUUGGGGGCUUUUCAGGGGGGGGAUUUUCCGGUGGAGGCUUUUCAGCAGGACUUCAACUAGGAGGCAACGGUGGGGGCGGGACUGGGCCAGUGGUGCUCCCAGAUGCUGGCAGUGCCGGCACAGAUUCUAUUGUCUCAUCAUUCGAAUUCCCUCUUUCUUCCUUCUUUUCUCCUUUCUCCCUUCCCGUCGCUCAAACGCAGUGCCAGUGGUGCUCCCAGAUGCUGGCAGUGCCGGCGCAGCUGCAGCCGUCUCACAAGGGAAGGCAGAGGCUGCGGUGCAGCAAGUGCAUGCGCGUGUCCAAGUACUCUUGCCAGUGGUGCGCCCAAAUGUUGGCAGUGCCAGCGCAGCUACAGCCGUCACACGAGGGAAGGCAGAGGCUGCGGUGCGGCAAGUGCAUGCGCGUGUCCAAGUACUCUGUCACUCUGCCACCGCACGACAUGCCCGGCCUGCCCCUCCUUAUUCCUGUUGAGAGCGCACAAGAAGGGGGUGGUGCGCAGGCCAAGGUGCAGCUUCUGGAGCAGCAGCAGCAGCAGCAGUUUUUGAGAGCAGCCAUUGCAGCAGCAUCCUUGGCCACGGGCUCGCCAGCCUACCAUGGCAUGGCGCCACAAGGCAUGCAGCCUAUGCUGCAGCAAGGGUUCCCACAGGGAGGUGCUUUUCCAGGGGGAAUGAGUCCACCGCAGCAGCUUUCCCAGCAGCAGCCAUUGCAGCAGCAGCUGUUGCAGCAGCAGCAGUUUGGUCAUAUUCAGGAUGGUGGGGGGUUGAGACCCAUGGGGCAGCAGCAGCAGCAGCAGCAGUGGGUAAAUGGUGUGCCCCCUUCUGCUGUGAAUGGGGCGGUGCAGCAGCUGAAUGGCAUGGCCCUAUCCAAUGCUCGUCCUCAGCAACUGUACACGUUGCCACAUGCGCCAAUGCAGCCAUAUCGACCGCAGCAGCCACCACAGCAGCAGCUGCAGCAGUUUCAGCAGCAACAGUACCAGCUGCAGCAGCAGCAGCAGCAGCAGCAGCAGCAGCAGCAGCAGCAGCAGCAGCAGCAGCAGCAGCAGCAGCAGCAGCAGCAGCAGGGGCAGGGGCAGCAGAUUCAGUCACAGUACCAGCAACAGCCCAUGAUCCCGCAAGUGUCUACUUCCGUUACAGGCGAAUCCAAUGACGCGCAGCAGCUGCAGCAACAGCAGCAGGGGCUGGCAGCUCAACAGUCCCUGCCCCGCAGAGCAUCACAGGGAGCAGCAGGCGAAGCUCAGCCUUCAGCCAAGCACAUCCGCAAGUCCAGUGGUGGUUCUGACUCUAGUGCCUCUGGCGUUGCACCUGCUCUCAGAAUGCCUGCCAGUGGAGCAGCAGCAGCAGGAGGGGCAGGAGGAGGAGCAGAAGGAGGAGUGGCAAGAGCGGCUGGAGAAGAUGAGAACGGAGAGGAGGGAGUCCCAAGAACAGCAUCAGGGAAGCGGUUUCAGCGGCAGGCACGAGACAUGCUGGCAACAAGGCGUGUCACUGUGGGUCCGGGUGGUAAGCUGGCUACUGUUCCUUCCUCUCGUGCUGCUCCUCAGUCACAGGGAGGAGCAGCAGGUGGAGGGACGGCAGGCGAUGGUGCUGGUGAAGGGGGGGGGGGGGUGGAGCUUCGGCGAACAGCAACAGAUAGGAAGGGAGCGAGUGCGAAGGGGGUGGGAGGGGGAGCAGCAGUGCUGAUGCCAAGGAGCAGGACAAUGAGUGUGGGUGGGGAUGCGCAGUACCGGAGAAAGGUGGUUGUGAAUGGGGUGCCUGUGCCGGACCAAAGGGUGCUUGUUGCAGAGCAGAGGAUUGGGAAGAUCGAGCCUGGGAAUUACUGGUAUGACUGCAGAGCUGGAUUCUGGGGGCCUGUGGGGAAUGUGUCGUUGGGCGUCAUUCCUGCUUUCAUGCGUGAGCUAGGCAAUGCCCCCAUGCUUAUGGAUUGCUCAGGCGGUAAGAGCAAGAUAUUGGUGAAUGGACGAGAGCUGCAUCGAAAAGAUGUCAAGAUCCUGGCAGAAAAGGGGUUUCCCGAGACAUUGGGAGGCCGGUACACGCUGGAUGCGGAUGGCACUCUGGUCAAUGAGUUUGGACGAGUGGCGGCUAACCUUGGGAGCCUGUAA